AUGCUCUCUACGUUACCAGCAGAGCUGCUGCUCUCAAUAGCAAGCUAUCUUGAUAGCCACACGGAUACUCUGCGGCUCGCCUCCUGUUGCCGUGCCUUCUAUCCACUUUUGUUACCCAAAGUCUUUGCAUCGCUCGACCUGAUAGAGCACCGCAAUGGCCACUUGAGUCAUCUGGUGCACACACUCGCAUUCAAGCCGGCAUUAGCGCAAGAAGUGCGCACUUUCCGUGUCUCCCAUGGCUGGCGGCCGACUUCCGGCGUGCGAUAUGAACAGGAGGUUAUCCUGCCAGUUCUGAAAUCAACCCUAGGGCCCGACGACAACCUAUCCACAUGGGACUUGGAACUACAGAGUCGAGGGAAUAAUGACGCAUGGACUGUCCUGCUUCUGGCCCUCUUGCCUAAUCUGGAGGAUCUGGUCCUGCAGGUUCAUGAAUUUUCAAACUACACUCUCGAGUGGAUGGUCAGGAUCGCCGAAAAAGAAAGCUCUGGUUUGUCUAAAUUAAGACACUUCACGGUCGUGUGUUCUGAUGUAGAUGGUGGCCUCAGCUCAUCGCACUUUCUCCCAAUACUUCGACUUCCCUCCUUACGAAGCUUUUGUGGCCAUAUGAUAUGUGAUGGUGGUAGCUCUGAUGAGGAAUAUGCCGAAGAUCAAUCGUUCGAUGCGGCCAGCUACGUGCCUGACAAUGUUCGGUACUCCAAUAUCACUCAUAUCCACCUCAAGUCCAGUUGUUCUCGAAGAGGCUUUGCGAAUUUGAUCGGCGCACCCAAGAGCCUCGAAUCUUUCAUCUUUGAGCAUUCCGAUAACCCGAAUUACGCGGAUGAUGAGGGGAUGUACGCGUCGAGAUACUACCCACCAUUGCAAAGACAUCGGGAGACCUUGCAAACGUUAACACUGACCGACGAGUGCACCAACAAUUAUACCGCUUACCAGAUUCACGACUAUGAUUACGUCGGAUCAUUCGCGGGAUUCAGUGCGCUGAAGGAACUUCGGCUGCAGAUAUCCCAUAUACUAGACUGGGACCGAGGCUGGAGUGACCUAAACGAGACAUCAAGGAAUAGAUUCAGUGAUGUUUUGCCUCUAUCGCUGGAAAGCCUUAUCCUUGAUGGUCUAGAGACAGAGCAUACAACUGAACUAGCUGAGGCGUUUAGGGACCUGCUCUUAGGAGGGAAGUACCGCUGCCCAAACCUGACUUAUUUAGAGGUCAAGGGAAACUGGAUGCAUGUCCAGCAGUCAACUGAGGAGUCUAACGCUAAACCUCGUCCUAUGCCUGCCAUGUUAGAGGAGUUUGCGGACUUCAAGGUGGAACUUGAGUUGUUAUGUUCGGCUGCGGGAGUUGGGUUUCGUCUACGUGAUUUGCAUGUUGAGGAUAUUAUCAAGCGGAAUGGUUUGUAUGGCUUUUGGAGUGAUGCCUUGUGA
Molecule: messenger RNA, 1416 nt
Organism: Penicillium egyptiacum
Lineage: Eukaryota; Fungi; Ascomycota; Eurotiomycetes; Eurotiales; Aspergillaceae
Source: the annotation of a GenBank genome assembly